Thrips palmi is the source of this 2323-nucleotide messenger RNA. RefSeq lists its product as uncharacterized. The transcript has 8 exons. The record is from RefSeq and is a predicted model, not a curated record. The coding region runs from base 600 to 2075 and encodes 491 amino acids. NCBI's taxonomy places the organism in Eukaryota, Metazoa, Arthropoda, Insecta, Thysanoptera, Thripidae.
UGCUACUGCAAACGUGCUUGAUUUCAAUAACGGGCAGAUAAAUGACAAAGAGAUAAUGGACUUUUAGGAUAACAAACGCGGGCGAUACUUUCUUCACUUCGUGCCCGUUGCCGUGCUGCUUGCCUAGCUAGGAUGAGAGAGAGAGAGAGAGAGAGAGACAGAGAGAAAGAGGCGCGAAACCUUCCAAGCUGCAAGUUCACACUUGUUUGAAGACAAAGCGUGCCAACAGCAACAUGAUGAACCGUGUCUUGCCUUUGAUCUUUCGUGCCUUAAAACAUAAUUAUUGAAAACAUUUAUUUAUUUUACAGAACGAUUUAUUAUUUUAAUUUGUGUGAAUCCUUUUCUCGCGCUCAUUCUUUCGGUUUCCGUAUUUCCGCCAUGUUGCCAGCUUGUAAGCAAGCCGACAUCCGAGCUGAGCGCUAGCACCUGUUGUUAUUUACCCAUUUUUUCCCCCCAUGUGUGAUUUAUCGUUUUGCACAGAGUUUGGAAACGCCCACUCAGUCGUCUGCUAGUACUGUAGAACUUUCCCAGUUCUCCUAUAUGUUCCUUAUUUGUUUGACUGGGCUCUUUAGUGUUUUUCUCUCUAUUCCGGUGUCACUAUGGCUGGUUUUUCGGUUGAGUUCGGUAUGAGAGAUGGUACAUUUUAUGUGCACUCAGAUGAAGGCUUCAGCUACCACCAAAACCGUGUUAUGCGAGGAGGGCGGCUCUCUCUGAGAUGCAUACACUAUGCGAAGAGGAGGUGCAGAGGGCGUGCCAGUGUAGAUCCAGAGGGGAGAGAUUUCCACCCAGGAGUGCAUCGUCAUAAUCAUGACAGGGACUGGAACAUCAAACAUGUCAGAAGGUUCCGUUCAUUUGUACUUCAGGAAUGCAGAAAACGUGAAAAUGGAAAUGAGUCUCUGAGAGAAAUAUACCACAGAGUGCGACGAGAUUUGAGGUGUCCAAGACAAUCCAUCAUCUCACUCCAUUUCACCAAAUUGAGGCCUUCCAUGGACAGAGCGAGAAGCACCCUACUCCCAAAUAUUCCCCAUACGUUGAGUGAGCUGGCUGAUAUUUUAGAGCAAGACCAGUACGAGUUUCUCACCAAGACUCUGGAUGAAGAAGAUAAUAUUUAUCUUGGGAAAUUUGGUCAGUCUUCUACACGCACAAGAGUCCUGAUAUUUGCCUCACAUCGAGCCAUUCAAUAUCUGAACAGUGGACAAGUCCAUACUGCAUUCAGUGAUGGCACUUUUUCAACUGUGCCAGCAGCUCUGAAGGGACAAUGUGCACAAAUCUGGUCCAUAAUUGCUAUUCGGCGACAUCAUGUUCUACCUCUGGUAAGAGUUUUGAUGCAGUCUAAAACGCAACCAUGCUAUGAGGCUGCGUUGAGAGCACUGAAGGAUGUAGCACCUAAUUUCCGUCCUCAAAAAGUUAUGGCUGACUUUGAAAUGGCCCAGGCUAAUGCAUGGGAAGCGGUGUUUCCAAAUGUGGACCUGGAUGGAUGUCUUUUUCAUAGCAGCAAAGAUAUUGCUGGAAAGGCCAAGGAAAUGGGGUUGACAGUUCUCAUUCGGGAUAAUGAAGAUGUUGACAGUCUGGUACGGAGGCUCUGUGCGCUUGCUUUGCUUCCAUAUGGGCAUGCUGGAGAACCAAUCUUUGAAGGACUGGCAAGUGUAGCUGCAAGUGCUGUGGACCUUGGUUUCUGGCCUGAUCUCGAAAAUUUAUUUACUUAUGUUUCUUCUACUUGGCUGAUACCAUCUAGAUUAAGGAUGUUUUCAGUGUACAGAUGUCCACACCGAACAAAUAAUGGAUGCGAAAGUUCUAACGCAGCUCUGAGAAGAGAAUUUAAGACUGAUCAUCCUGUGACAUGGGUAUUCCUUUAUGCACUCAAUAACCUUGAGGACAUAACAGCCUUUGACAUAGAAGUUUUAGAUGGGGGCUUUGAUGCUAGCUCUGCCAGAAGAACCAGUGCUUUAGCCAAUGAUGCUGCUUUGAGAGGUCAUUAUGCUGACUUGGAUGAGGGCAAUAUUGAUGUCAACACCUUCCUAAUAAGGGCCUCACGAAGACUGCAAAACGUUUACGACAUGAUUUUGCACUUGUGAAGUAACUUUAUCUUUCUUAUGUGGCAUUGCUGCAUAUGUAACUGCCUAGAAUACAUUUUUAAAAUGGAAAUAUGGUUUAAACCAAAUUAUUGAGUUACUUCAUAAAUUAUUUGCACCACAGUAUAAUACAUUCUUGAAAUGAUAUUCUCAAAAGUCAAAUUACCUCAGGUAUUAACUUUUCAUGUAUCCUCAGGUUUGUUCGGAUUGUAUCCUCAUCUUUACUCCCCUAAAUUUUUUGUUAUUAGAAU